This is a messenger RNA of Staurois parvus, 609 nucleotides long. The record is from the annotation of a GenBank genome assembly. NCBI's taxonomy places the organism in Eukaryota, Metazoa, Chordata, Amphibia, Anura, Ranidae.
UCCAGUCUGGAGUUCCUGUAUCUGGGUGGAAAUUUCAUCUCCCACAUUCCACCGGAGCUCGCCAACCUGCCCUAUCUGAGCUGCCUGGUCCUGUGUGAUAAUCGCAUCCAUAGCGUCCCGCCACAGCUGGCACAGGUCCAUUCUCUGCGGUCGCUCAGCCUUCACAACAACCUCCUGACAUACCUCCCGCGGGAAAUCCUCAGUCUGGUCCACCUGCAGGAGCUCAGCCUCCGCGGGAAUCCGCUGGUAGUGAGGUUUGUGCGGGAUCUGAUGUACACCCCGCCCACGCUCCUGGAGCUGGCCGCACGCACUAUCAAGAGUCGGAGUCUCCCGUACACACCGUGGGAGCUUCCAGAGAACCUCGUGAGAUACCUGGACCUGGCCAGCAAAUGUCCCAACCCCAAGUGUGGAGGUGUGUACUUUGACUCAUGCGUGCGUCAGAUCAAGUUUGUGGAUUUCUGCGGGAAGUACCGCCUCCCCCUCAUGCAUUAUCUCUGCUCCCCGGAAUGCUCCUCCCCCUGCAGCUCUGUCUCCUCCCAAAGCGAAUCGGACUCAGAGGAUGAGGCCAUGGUGGCGGCACGCAGGAUGCAGAAAGUACUUUUAGGUUGA